CUGAUGUUUAAGCCGCCUAGUUAUGGACGACAGUAUAAAUUCAGACGUGAACGAGCGUAACAACGGAACUAUUUCCACCCUUCAACUUAUUGACUCAGCAAUACCUGUUACUAUGAAGUUUAUUGGUGAGCAGCUUGGUGCCCAUGAAGCCUCAACCUGGGGAUCUCAUAUAGUAUCAAGUGCUGUACUAGUAAUCCUACACAAUGUCCUACUCCUACUUCUAACCCUACUCCACCUCAUCGCUGGUUAUGUAUACAUUACUCUGCAGUGGCUCUGUCUUUACACUCCUGUAGUUAUUCAGGGUGUAGGAUGGGUGUUUAGCUCCUUGUUCUCCGUCACCAGUCAAGCUGACGAUGUGAUAUUAUCUCUAUCUGACUCAUUGUAUCACGUGAUAGAUUCCUCCCUUGAUACCCUCGCUACCUGGACUGUUGAACUACAGAUACUGUUACCUUACUUUGUGGCAGUUCCUUUCCAGGUGUUACGUAUUCUACUGGACUGGAGUAAGAUAGUUGGCGGUGUGUUCACGUAUCUUAUACCAAGUGAAUUCUACACAGCUCAAACAGUAUCUUAUCUUAUGGAACUAAAGUUUGCUUUUCUCGACCUCUCUGGUGUUUCUUGGAUAAUAUUGAAGUCAGUGAUGGAGCAAAGCAGUAACUUUAUCUUCAAUACGCUGAUAAGCCUGAUAACGUCUGCUAAGUACAUCACCUACUUUAUUAUACGGGCUCUACAGAUAUCAUGCUGCCAGAUCCUCCCGACUAUGUUCGAGACAGUUUGUUCGAGUCUAAUCCUGGUGCUCACGAAGCUCCUCAACGUUCCCUCUCAGAUAUUCUUCAACCUCUGUGUACUUGUGGAGUACUACGAGCUGGAGCUGGAGAACAUUAAGAUGGUAAUAGUACUGAGUGUUCAACUGAUCGUGUCUCUGUUUUAUCACGCUUACUUCUACACAGUUCAGCUAUUUCUCCUGAUCUUCCAGCCUAUACUCUCUCUAAUGGAGUUCACUAUAUACCUCCUUCACGCUACUUUUAGUGUACUUAUACCUGGCGGCCUCGUCACUAUACUGAUAGGUCUCAUCACAUUCUGGAAGUGGUACAACCCCACUCAACCCCACCCCAGCCCCACCUCCCCUCCUCCGCAGACUAUCCAGUUCACCCCACCUGCCCCUCCCACCGAACCUCAGACACCAGAAGAAGAGCUCCAGGAGCAACUAAACACUGAGAGAGAAGAGAAACUGUGCGUAAUAUGUACUGUUAACAUGAAGUGUGCAGUGCUGCUGCCGUGUAGACACUGUUGCUUGUGUCUGGAGUGCAGUGAAAAGGUGAGGAAUGUGGAACAACCCCAGUGCCCGCUCUGUAGGAGGAACAUUGCUAAUGUCAUGCAGAUAUACUUGUGAGACUGGAUACUGGUUAAUGGUUACUGGUUACUGAUUAGUUAGAGACUGGUUAGUUAGAGACUGGUUAGUUAGAGUAAUAGUUCACAGUGCGGACUGGUUUCCGGAGAACAGAUACAACUUACAGAUGGCCUCUGUAGAGGUAGGAUAGAGGAUAUGUCCUGAUAUAUUCCCAGCUGAGCUCAUUAUUUAGAAGAGUGUCAGGGGAAUUGUACCGCGAGCGUAGAAUAUAAUAUCUGAGUGAUCAUGAUUUUGGAAUGGGUUUACAUUUUUAACGUAGCUAGAAUUAGUGAGUGACAGUUCAGUUUAUGAUGAAAUGGUGAAAAGUAGCAGAAUAACACUAUGGAGUAUGACAUGUAAAGUAAAGGUUAAAGCUGAUGUUCGUUAAGACAGAGUUUUUGUAAAAUAUGGAAUAAAAUAAAAAACUGUAUUUCUGUCGAAGAAUGUUAUUUAAGGAUGCUUUGCAGAGAUGUUUGUCGACAAUAGCCUGUCAGAAGUCCUUUUUUUAUGUGUUCGAGCCCAAAAGAGAUCCAAUUUUUAGGGCUCUUGCAAUUUUAGCUGAGUCCUGAAGCAAAGUCCCGUAUUUAACCUUUUUCAAAUGCAUGCGUUUUUCAGAUUUUAAAGAUAUUUCGUAAAUUUGUAUUUUAUGACUAAACAAAAUUGAUGACGUUUAUUAUGCUUUAUAUAUCAACGAAUAUUUGAUUGCUGGAUAUGGUGUAUUGUAAUUUAAAUUUAUCGCAUAUGAAACGAACUAUUUUGACCGAUGGCCAAUAAAUUACAUUUAGGCGAAGACCUUUGGAGAUUUUUCAUGUACGUCCUUUUUUGCGUACAUUUAGAAAUUUAAUGACAUUCAUUUGAAUUCAAACUCGUCUUUGCUGGGAGCCCACAACCCAUAUUUCUGGGAGCCCACGACCCAUGUAUAACUUCAGAAGUUUUGUGGAAUGUAUUUCAGCAUGUUAAAUAUAAUAUCGAUGUUUGGUAGAACGUUUAAAUAUUUUGAAAGAAAUCUUUAUUGUAUCGCAAAGUAUAUAUACGGAGAAGUUACGCAAGAAAUUUAAAUUUUUGAGUAUAUUAUUAAGCAAAUUUGUCCGAUUUGAUAAUUUCCGAAUGAACAUGACAACUUGUGAGCAAAUUAGUAAUUGUAUGUUUUUUAUUUUCAAAGAAUAUUAUCAUUAGCAAUUUGAUGUAAUCUUAUGAAUAAAAUAAUUAAUCAUUAAUGCAACAUAAUUUUAUUAG
Molecule: messenger RNA, 2623 nt
Organism: Bolinopsis microptera
Lineage: Eukaryota; Metazoa; Ctenophora; Tentaculata; Lobata; Bolinopsidae
Exons: 9
Coding region: 23-1390 (455 amino acids)
Biological process (GO): protein ubiquitination; ubiquitin-dependent protein catabolic process
Molecular function (GO): ubiquitin protein ligase activity
Source: RefSeq, a predicted model, not a curated record